Stereum hirsutum FP-91666 SS1 is the source of this 2072-nucleotide messenger RNA. RefSeq lists its product as uncharacterized. NCBI's taxonomy places the organism in Eukaryota, Fungi, Basidiomycota, Agaricomycetes, Russulales, Stereaceae. The transcript has 3 exons. The record is from RefSeq and is a predicted model, not a curated record. The coding region runs from base 47 to 1828 and encodes 593 amino acids.
GUCAAAGCACUUGACACGGCCUAAUACUAGCAGACUCCGAGCCUGAAUGCCACCCGAAGGUAUGGACGACAUUCUGAAGCAAUACACAAGCUUUCCUGGCCCCGAUGAAGCUUCGGAUGAUAAUGCUAUCAGGAACGUUUUAGACCUUCGUAUAGAGAAACUGGAACAGGCCAUCCGAGUCCUCAAGGGACAUCGUCAAUCAUUAGCGCCCAUAUUUCGUCUGCCAGACGAAAUCCUAGCGAAAAUCAUAACCAGCUACCAAGCUCUCUUCGAACCGAUCUCGUCCACUCCCUUUCCCGCGGAAACUGGCCAGGUCGACCCCACGCAGUGCGAAUGGAUCCGUAUCACGUUUGUCUGCCGUCGUCUACGCUACAUCGCUCUGAAUGAAUGUCCUCGUAUUUGGGCGGACAUUUUGAUGCAUCCCCGAUGGGCAUCUAAAUUUCUAGAGCGAUCGAAAGCCGUACCCAUUCACCUCCGAAUAGAAUCCGCUGCUCCACGAACAUUACCAUUGAACGAAGUUCCCUCGCUUGCAUCCAUCAUAGAGCAUCAUGCACAUCGCGCAAAAGACCUUCUUCUACGCGUCGUCUUCUCAGAUACCCUGAAGGAGUUGCUACACAAGCUUCCGCCUUCUGCUCCUCAUCUCGAAUAUCUCUCUAUCCAUCACACACGAACCACCUCUUUCUCACCUCCUUCAGAUAUCCUUUGGGAUACAUCCGCUCCCAACCUCCGCAGGCUGAAGCUGAAGGGCUUCAUGUUCCCAUGGACCGCCUCCAUUUUCCACCCUUCCCUCACUUCCCUGUCCAUCGGAGACAUUCCUGAGGGCCGUUGGCUAGCUCUAAACUCAGCGCAAGUCAUGCUGGACGCGCUAGCAUGCAUGAAUGGCCUCGAAUUCCUGGCCCUCGACGUAACACCUGUUACAAACGGAACACUUUCCUCCCUGAAUAGUCACAUGACCGUCCACCUUACAUCGCUCAAGGCGUUACAUCUAUAUGGACCCGGGGAAGAUUGCGCACGUCUUCUGCGGUUCCUUUCUCUUCCGACGUUGACCGUGUUCAGAGCAGCUUGUCGGUCUGACUCUCUUCGGUCUCUUCUUGAUUGGGUGGCGAACUCGUUUUCUGGAGGCAGACAUCAUCAGUCACCAGGGAUGCGACGACUGCGAUUCAGACGCACCUCGGAUCAUUUUUCGGAGACAUUUCACUUCGAAGGAUGGACUGGGGCACCGGGCGCCACGUUAGACUCGACGAGUCUGACCAUCGACGACGACGACGACGAUAACUCUCAAUUAAAUAUUUCAUUCACUAUCGACAGGCAUAUUAACCCUCCGACUAUAUGUGCGUUCAUGGAAUGCUUGCGUCUAGAUGAUGUCGUACACUUAGAUAUCGCGUUGGCGACGGAAGGCCCACAGCAAUGGAUGAGGCAUGUAGGGCAGAUGAAGCAAUUUGAAGAACUUCACAUCGAGAGCGCCUGGGACCUGGAGUACUUCCUCGACCUCUGGAUCACACUCAAUUCUCCUGUUCCCUUCCAUAUACCUCUCGCUCGAGGCGAAGAGCGACUACGGACCUCUCACUACGCAGAUUCAUUCCCCCGACUCAAUACGUUAGCGCUCCGAAAAUUUGAUGGGCGCUACUUCUCUGGUGGCGCUGCGGGCGAUGGAGAAGGGGAGCUGUUUGGGAAGUUCAUGCAUGCCCUCGUCCAGCGGGCGAGGAUCAGUGGCGAAAAGCUGCGGGAGCUGAGGAUUGUGGAUUCAUUUAUUCUAGAGGGCAUGGUAGACAAGUUUAGGAAUGUAGUGGGAACUGUUCUGUUGGAUCAGGUGGAGAGACAAUGGUGAGGGAAGGAGUACAGGCCGAAAGUUUCAUCCCGGCGUUCCAUGAUGUUGGAUUUGCAUCGUGACUAAUAUUAGAUCAACGCUAUCAUGUCCAUAUCCUCAAUUCCCGCAAGCGCUUUGCUCUUGUUCCUAAAUGUUUUGGUGUCUGUGGCGCUUCGCCCUUCAAUCAUCGUUUCCCCUUCUUCGCUUUCUUUGAUGGUCCAAUGGCCAUGCAUCGUCCUUUACUACCUCACUCAAAUAUUAUCUC